Messenger RNA from Brugia malayi, 825 nucleotides. RefSeq lists its product as uncharacterized. The coding region runs from base 1 to 825 and encodes 274 amino acids. The record is from RefSeq and is a predicted model, not a curated record. Lineage: Eukaryota; Metazoa; Nematoda; Chromadorea; Rhabditida; Onchocercidae. The transcript is spliced from 5 exons.
AUGCCAUCAAUAUCUGCCCUCUCACCUCAUUACUAUAAAUCAUUUCGUCCUUUGAAAAAUGACGAUAAGGAUUUGAAAUUUUGUGACAAUGGACAUUCUACUUCCACAUGUUACAUAGAUGCACAGCAAUCUACAGAGUCCCUCUUCCGCUUACUUUUGCAAAGUCAGACCGCAUAUGCUCAAUACGUGAAACUGAUAACGUUGUUUAUAUUUGCUGUUAUCCAUGUUAUAUACAUGGUACCAUUCCUGAGUAUUUUUGCUGCUGUGGCUUCUAAUAUUGAUGUGACUUCUAACACUGAGUCGUUUCAUUUCCGACAUUUUGUUGAGACUCUUACCGAUUAUAACGAAAACAUGUGGAUAAUUGUGAGUAGUAUGUGUGUUGCGCUGUCCACUUCAUGCUUCAUCCUUAUGCCGAAUACUUCGUCGAGAAAGAUUGCUUAUGACAUUAUACGAGGAAUCGAUUUUCUGACUUUUGGUACUUUACCAUUUUUCCUGGUUGCUAGACUGAUACUGUUGAACAGCAUCUUUGAACAGUUACCCAUCGUGAUUCGUGAAAUUCAAUUAACACAAUAUUCGAAGCAGUUGAGUGCCGCGCUUCACUGCUCGUUUAUACCUGUCAAAGAGGUUCCAUUAUGCGAUCAAGUUAUACGAAAUGUGCUUUUCCCGGCAUAUAUAAUCAAAUUUCUCACUAUCUUAGCUAUUUUGACAGUUGCUUACAUGCUACUGGCUUAUUUAAUCGAAUGGUGUCUGAAACAUUGGUUUCCACCUCAGUGCAAUCAUUCCAAACACGCGUCUAUCUACGCACCAAUCGCCAUGGUUGUUUAA